GACAGCCCGAGGGACGGCCGCCGGCCCGGUGUCGCAGCGGGCGGAGCUGGCCACGUCCCUGGUGCAGGGCUGUCGCCUGGUGCCAGGCCCCUCCCCCCUGGAGAGGGUGGCCGUCCGCCCCGAGACGGGGGAGUUGCUCCGGCGCCUGGCGGCGAGGUUCCAGGACUUCUGCCAGGCCGAGCUCCGCGACUGGGCCACGUGGGCCCAACUGGACGUGCACUUGACCGACUUCAUGAACCUGAUGUUCCUGGCGGGGGAGGCGUCGGACACGGGCUCCCAGCUCGUCGCAGCCUUGGCGCACUUCAUCCCCGAGCUGCAGGCGGCGGCCCUGGCCGUCGCGGGGCUGCUGGCGGCCGCCGGGCAUCCAGCCAUCUUCGCGCGCCGCCGCGCCCCUGCCAAGACCCAGCGGCGGGGUCGCUGGCAGGCCGCCAGCUCGAUGAAGAGGUGCGCGAAGGAGACCAAGCGCCGGGCCGAGAUAGCCCGGGUCCUGGGCGACGCGUGCACGUUUGGGCGCCUCGUGGAGACAAACAUUGCGGCCGUGCUGCAGGGCGGGCUGCUGAUGUCGCCCUUGGUCGAGCAGGUGCCCGUCAGCCUCCCGGCGGCUUUCUCGAGGCCCCGCGCAGCGCCCAGCCAGCUGGCGCCAUUUGCUACGCCAGCCGCCGUCGAGAACCACUUAUCGCAGAAGUUCUCGCGUGCCUUGAGAG
Messenger RNA from Prorocentrum cordatum, 704 nucleotides. NCBI's taxonomy places the organism in Eukaryota, Dinophyceae, Prorocentrales, Prorocentraceae. The record is from the annotation of a GenBank genome assembly.